Molecule: messenger RNA, 3862 nt
Organism: Dunckerocampus dactyliophorus (ringed pipefish)
Lineage: Eukaryota; Metazoa; Chordata; Actinopteri; Syngnathiformes; Syngnathidae
Gene: uri1
Product: URI1 prefoldin like chaperone
Exons: 12
Coding region: 561-1838 (425 amino acids)
Biological process (GO): negative regulation of transcription by RNA polymerase II; negative regulation of phosphatase activity
Molecular function (GO): transcription corepressor activity; chromatin binding; phosphatase inhibitor activity
Source: RefSeq, a predicted model, not a curated record
CUUGUCCUGUAAGUGCGUGGCGCAGAGCGACGUCGACGAGGACUUAUUUUAUCUGGACAUCUUCAAACAUUUGCUAUUUUUGGGAGGGGGAAUGAUGCGGAAAUCCUGAAAUGAGAGUGUGAGAUGUUAUUACUUCCGAAAGUGUGGAUAAUAAACGCUGCCACGUUGAUGACUUCUGCUAAAGUGGGUCUGAGAAGAAGCUUCUGCUGCAUUCAUAAACACUUCUUUAGGACUCACAACAACCCCUGAGCUUUGUUUACCCACAAAAAGAAAAAAAAACCUUGCUGUGCGCUUGGGAUGACGACGGCUGAAAGGAAUAUGAUAAACAUGGAAGAUCCCGGUGGAGUUGUCAGGCUCCGAGAGGAACACGAAAAGUGUAAUAGGUAGCCUCUUCUACAUUAUCAGUUGAUGAGAAACCUUUUCUAACUGGAGAAUCGACUAGUGAAGAGGUGGUGAAGGACUGCGACCGUCGGAUUCAGCAUUGGGAGAAGCUCUCAGGUGAUUAUGAAGCCCUGAAAGACCGGCUCAAAACUCUUCCGGACCAAGUGUCGUACGACAUUAUGGUGCCGUUCGGCCCUCUGGCCUUCAUGCCCGGGAAGCUGGUGCACUCUAACGAAGUCACGGUGUUGCUGGGUGACAACUGGUUUGCUAAGUGCUCUGCCAAGCAGGCUGAGAAAAUCGUCGACCACAGGAUGAAGUAUGUGAAGAGUGAACUUGAUGGUUUGUGCAAGACGAGGAAAAACUUUGAAGCAAGAGUCGGAAUGGUGAAGGACUGGGAGAACAUCUCAUCUAAUAAAGGGGGCUACGUUGACAUCAGAGAGGAGAUUGGGGAACAUGAGACCACUCUCACUAAAGGGAAGCAUAGAGUGGCUCACAAGCCACAUUCAAAGCCGAAGGUGGACACUGUGCUGGAUCUGGAAGAGGACAGUAACGAAAGUGGAGAGGAGGCCCAUAAAAACGGGACAACAAACGCUUUCAUGACUCAGCAGGAGUUGUGGGCUCGAUUAGAUGAACUUGAGAAACUGGAGGAGCUGCACAAUGAGCGUGACAGGUUGUCUGACAAUGCAGACCUUGUCGGUGAGGACACAUCGUCAUCCUCUUCUUCGGAGGAGCAGAAUGAGGCAGACGCCGCUCCUCCGGUGAAUGGACUCCACGGUAGCGCGCCCCCUAGUGGAGACAUAAACGAAGACGACGAGGAAGACGACAGUUUGCCAACCAUUUAUUUUUCUCACACGGUCGAGCCCAAGAAGGUGAGGAUCAACACAAGUAAAAACACCAUGCUGAAGUUCAGUGAAAGGAAAGAACAGAAAGAACAUUCAAAACGGAAAAAGAAAAACGGUCACCAUAACGGACACUCUCAUCACGAAGUUCACAAAAUCCAGACCCCUGCGGACAUCUACAGGCUGUUUGUGGACGUGAGGAAUGGAGAGCCCAUCCCCAAGAAGUCCAUCCUGAAGUCACGAAGCCGGGAGAACAGCGUGUGCAGCGACACAAGCGAAAGCAGCGCAGCAGACAUAGAAGAGCGGCGCAUGCUGGGCCGCAGUUUCAGCCACGACGAGGCUACACCCAGCGACAACAGUGCCAGCGACGGCCUUACAGAGGAGGACAGUCCGACAGGAAUGCCACCGCAUCCCACUGGACGAUUUGAGGCCUUCUCAGGUACAGUGGUGGAAAAAGAUCCAAUGCCCUUGGCUGUUCCCCAUCUGACCAUCGCCCCGCCGGCCCUGCCCACCAUCCUAGAGUGGAAACAGGAGGAGGUAGCGCCCGACAUGUUGCCCCCUCAGCAGCCUGUUAAACGGGUGUCAAAGUUCAAAGCUGCCAGGAUGCAGCAGAAAUGAUACUGUGUGUUUUUUCCUCCGACAGUCUUUUUGUUGGACGAACCCCUAAACAUCCCCCCCCCCCCUUUUCUUUACGCUCUCUAGCAUCAUUCAGCCACCAUACAUACAUACACGGUUUAGAUCAGUAUAAAAAAAGCAAGGUAAUGAUUGAAAUGUUGGGUCUCUUUUCAACUGUUGAUGAUGUUGUAGGACUGUAAUCUUUCUGUAGCUCACCUUUCUCGUGCUCUUGACCUGCUUAAUGAAUGUACGUGUAGCUUUGUGACUAGCUUUGUGAUGAGACACAAAAAAAUAUUAACCGGGGGGGGGGGGAAGGAAAAUAAAUGAUUUUGCUUACAAGUCAUGCUGUCUGUUUUUCCUUGCAAGAAAUAAUCUUUCGGCGCACCUGACUGGAUCCUUGCUUGGUUCAUAUAGCUCUUCUUCAUUCAGCGUGUGAGUAUUUGUCAGGAACUAAAUUGAUGUUAUGCCGCAUGGUAAUAGCGUGUCAGUUUUGCUCCCAGUGUAAAUGGUUACGGUCUGAUAUUGUCAUUACUAAUAAUUGUUUCUCCUGUCUGCACUACCCCGGAAUAGAAUUGCAAGCAAACUUUACGCGGAACAAUAAUAUUUAACGACAGUAUUUCUCAAAAGAUAAAUUAAAAACAUUGUCGAGAAGAGGCGGCAACAGCAGCACAGUUGAAAUGAAUACACACAGCCUUCAAAACAAGACAGUGCGAUCAUAUGACCUGAAAAAUAAAGACUUGUUAUUUCUAAGAUUAAGUUUCACAAUUCCAAAUUGACCUAAUCCCCAUUGUUGUUUAAUCCUUCAAAGUUGACUUUGGUUCAUUGUUGUGUAACCAGCUAGUAUUUAGCAGAGGUGGAAGAAAGUCAGUGUUCUGCAGGUCUCAAGUCUUUAAUCUCGAGUCUCCAGUAAAGACGUCUGAGUCUCAAGUCAGGACAAGACUGGACGAGUCAGGCCCCAAGUCAUUAUUACAUUUUCCAGUCUUCACAAGUCAUAAGCCAUGGAAGCCCGUUUCCGCCACGGAAAGAAAAAUAAUAUUCCAAUGGUAAGUCCUAUUUAUGAGCUAAAAAGUUAUAAUUAUGAGAUAAAAUGUCAAAAUAAUGAGGUAAAACCUAAAAAUUAUGAGAUACAAACUGCGCAUGUGCUGCCUUAAUCGUAAUUUCAAUUGAUCUCAUAACUACUAUGACUGUCAGAAUUUCAACUUUUUAUCUCAUAAUUUCAUCUUUUUAUGUCAUAAUUAUGACUUUUAAAUGAUAAUUAUGACUUUUUAAUCUCAAUUUCGACUUUUUAGUUUCAUAAUUAUGACAUACCAUUUACCAUUGACAUACCAUACCAUUGCUUCUACAGAUGCACUAUGGAAAGUGUCCUUACCGCCUCCAUCACUGUUUGGUACGGUAACUGUACAACACGUGAUAGGAAGGCACUCCAGCGGGUGAUCAAGACCUCACAGAACAUUGUUGGGGCAGCCCUCCCCUCACUGCAAGACAUUUAUAAAUCUAGAGUCCUACGAAGAACACACAACCUCAUCAAGGACAGCACACAUCCACAACACUCAUUAUUCACACUCCUACCGUCAGGCAGACGCUACAGGAGUUUGAAGUCCAGGACCACAAGACUGGCGAACAGCUUUUACCCACAGGCCAUCAGGCUUCUCAACGAAGCACUCACACACGCCGCACGCAACACACGCACACACUCAUAGCACUUUUAUUCACUUAUUUAUUUAUUCAUUUAUUUGUAUUAUUCAUCUGUAUUAAUGUCUCUUCUGUUGUUGUUGUUGCUUAAUAUAUUGGUAUUUAUGUUUCUUAUGAUGGUAUUUGUUUCUUAUGUUGGUAUUUGUGUUUCUUAUGUUCUUAUUCUUUUUCUUGUGUUUUCUUUCUUUUCUUGGGAGAAUGAACAGAAUAAGAAUUUCAUUGCAUAGUAUAACUGCCUGUUUUACUAUGCAUAUGACAAUAAAACUCUUGAAUCUUGAAUCUUGAAUACCAUUUGUCACGCUCUGUGCGUUAGUUUGCGUGUCAGUUGGUUUAUU